Molecule: messenger RNA, 2697 nt
Organism: Paraglomus occultum
Lineage: Eukaryota; Fungi; Glomeromycota; Glomeromycetes; Paraglomerales; Paraglomeraceae
Source: the annotation of a GenBank genome assembly
AUGGCUUCAACAGAGAACGGCAAAUCAGCGACCACACCAAAGAAACUAAGUAUCGUCGAUAGUAUUAUGCCAUACGCCGAUCCUUCCGGUAAGGCGUCCAUGUCGAUAGAGACCGAAGUUGUGAGUAGCAGUACUACGCAGACAAAACCUAUACAGACUAUUUGGUACGAAACACCUCAGAUCGGUGUUGUCUCAAGUAGAUCACCCUCUCCAACAACCAGAAGGUCAUACGAGUUGGGCGAAUCAGCGGCAAGCAAACGCCGUGUAAAGUCGCCCUCUUACAAAAUCGCACUGGCGGACCCGAGAUUGAAAGAGUUUGUGGUAGAAAUGCCGUCUGAUCCCGCACCCAAGCCAAAUGCGGAUGCCUCCGCAACAUUAGCCGUCUACCUUGCCUCUAGACCAUACCAGAUGUUUUGUCCAAAUUGCCCUAUCAACCCACACGUCUCAUCGGCAUCGAUGAUGUUUUCCUCACUUUCCUCGAUGAAUUAUACUAGUCAAGAUGGAAAACAAGCAUCCAAAUCGGUGAAGCCAUUCUUCAAUUCGCUGUUUUCUUCCUCCGAGUUUUCAAGCAUGUUUGCGAAUAUAUUUGGAGUACCUAAACAGCAAAAUGGGGAUAUUGGAAAGCCUGAGGGUGUCAUAUCUGAGCAGGAUUCAGAAGCUGUGGAAAUCAUCAAAAGCGACAAUGACGACGAAGAGGCACAAUUGAGUCUUAAAAAAUUGACACUACCUUUAUUAGAAUGUGCAAUAGAAACAUAUACCGAGCAGUCGCCUAAUAAUGCUGCGUUAGACAUAUCCUCAUCUCUGCAUAAUGGUGAUCCCAAGUUCCUGCUUAAUACUAUACGGACUGCGUUCUCAUCACGUGAGAUACUUAAUGAUAGUUUUCUUAAAACGUCUGCACAAAAGUCUUCACAUCCAUCAGGAAUUGACUUGGUGUCACUUCGAAAAGCCUAUGACCUUAUAUUUGAGUUAGAACCAAAAGCAUUGUUUCGGUCGACCGUAUUUGAUGCCUUGGAAAUUUUGCUCUCAAAAGUUUUGGUGGAUCCAAAAGUUCUCGAUCAGGAAGAUGUGUCAAUAAGAUAUCUACUAAUUGUAUUGGAGGCGUUGUUAGAUUCAUCCGAUCGCGUUGUACCAAUAUCAAUAGUUGCCAAAAUGGUUAAAAUAUUGGCAUACACGUGGGAUAGAAAAGGAUUAGCGUGUGACCUGAUUAUCAAAUGGCUUUCGAGAUUCCUUGGGGAUCGAUAUCAUCCGCCACCAGCCUUGUUAUCAGAAGAAAUAAUGUGUGCUGCUAAAACGAUCACAAUGAUAUAUAAGGCAAACGAAAUUGCAUCCCCCAAACCUAUUGUAUCGCACGUAUUAUUCUAUAAUGAUUAUUUAAGUGAAAAGAUGAAGACAAAGGAAGAGUAUAAGGUCUGGAAGAGAAUUCACGGAAAUGCUGGGUCACGGCUGGCAUCUUCAACAGUGUUUACAUUUUUGGACUAUCCAAUACUACUUGAUCCCGUUGAUGCCUGCGUCCAUCAUGCUUUCUAUAUACAAACCCAGCGUCAUCUACCAGAGCCUCCUCGUGAUACCGAAACUCUCCAAGCGCGUACCAUACCAGUUCUCUUCUUUGAGAUUCGCCGUGAAUUCCUUGUCCAAGAUGCAUUAGAUCAAAUAAUCACAAAACAGCAUGACCUAAAAAAACCUCUGAAAGUAAAGUUCGGAGCAGGCGAGGACGAAGCGCAAGAUCAGGGUGGCGUUCAGAAGGAAUUUUUCCAGAUUUUGCUAGAGAGUCUAAUAGAUCCGAAAUGGGGAUUGUUUAUAUUUGACGAGCGAACAAGAUGUCAUUGGAUUAACGGCGCGUCCGAUGCUAGUGAUAGGAAAUUUGAACUAGUAGGAGUAGUACUCGGGUUAGUAGUAUUUAAUGGGAUAAUUGUGGAUAUCAAUUUGCCAAAGGUGUUUUACAAAAAGUUGUUAGGUUGGGAGGUAACGUUUGAUGACUUCAAGGAUAGUUUUCCGGAAAUUGGCAAAGGCUUAGAACAAAUGUUAGCGUGGUCAGAGGGUGAUGUCUAUGAUGUCUACCUGCGUCAUUUUGAGAUUUCAUACGAAUAUUACGGCACUGAACGGAUGUAUGAACUCGUUAAGAAUGGUAACGCUAUUCCUGUAACGAAUGAAAACCGAGAAGAAUACGUGCGCUUGUAUUAUCAGCAUUAUGUACAUAAAUAUGUGGAACGACAAUUCAAUGCUUUCAAGAAGGGGUUUAUGCGAAUGUGCGAUGGAAUGAUUACAAAGUUACUGAGACCAGAAGAACUGGAAUUAUUAUUAUGCGGUAAUCGAGACCUCAAUCUGGAUGACCUAAAAAACCACGUGAAAUAUGAAGGCGGAUUUGAUCCAUCACAUCCAACAAUACGGAGCUUCUGGGAUGUGUAUUCAGAACUAACAGUAUCCCAGAAACGUGAUCUACUCGCUUUCGUUACUUCGAGUGAUAGAAUUCCAAUUCGAGGUUUUAGUGACGUAUCAUUUACUAUUCAGCGCAACGGUCCCGAUUCAGACAAGUACGAUGAAUCCAUAUCAUUCGUAAUGAAAUCAAUUGCACCAGUAUUACCGACGGCGCGUACAUGCUUUGGAAUUCUCCUUCUACCGGACUACAAAACAAAGGAUAAGCUUCGCAAUAAGCUUCUAGUUGCUCUUGAGAACCGGCGAGGGUUUGGUAUUGCCUAA